CUCAGCCAUCAUCAUCAUCUCCCCUCAGCUUUGCACAGUUGGGAAAUUCGGCAGUUUCAUGAGAGCUUCUCAGAAAGGCCCAAUUUGUUUUUGCACCACGUUCUCCUCCUCCCUCUCCCUGCGCGCUUCCGUAUCUCAUACUUCAAUAAUUCACGGCGGCUCCUCUCGCCGCCUUUCACCUCCGCAAACGCAGAUCUGUGGAUUUGUUCUCUAGAAGUUUAUGCCACCCCCGUUCCGGAAAAUUAGGUGAUCAUCGACCGGAAUUAAUCGGGGGCAUUAUGGCAACGCUGAAGUCGUCUAGGUCCAGAACGCAUGCGGCCGCGACGCCGGCGAAAGGAGGCGGCAGGGACGCCGGCGUUAAGCUGGAGGAGAAGCUUACUGUCUUUAAAUCCGACAGUUUUGACGCCGACGGCUUUGUCCAAUCCAAGUGCCAUUCCAUGAAUGAAAAGGAGAUUAGGCAGUUAUGCUCCUCACUGAUGGAUCUGAAAAAAGCUUCUGCUGAGGAAAUGCGCAGAAGUGUUUAUGCUAACUAUACAGCUUUCAUUCGCACAUCAAAAGAGAUUUCAGAUCUCGAGGGUGAACUUUCAUCAAUGAGAAAGCUGCUAUCUACUCAGUCUACUUUAAUCAAUUAUUUAGCUGAAGGAGUCCAUGUUGAUUCUCUAUCUGAUGCUAGUCCUGAUAAUGCCACAAACGACACUUCCAAUGAUAAAACAAGAGAACCUUCAGAUCUAGAGAGAUGGUUAACAGAGUUUCCUGACAACCUUGAUGUAUUAUUAGCUGAGAGGAGAGUAGACGAGGCCUUGUCAAGCCUUGAAAAAGGGGAACAAAUAGCUUGUGAAGCAAAAGAAAAGACUACACUAAGUCCCAGAGUCUUAUUGUUUCUGCAAACUGCCAUUACGGAACGUAGGAAAAAAUUAGCCGACCAGCUUGCUGACAUUGCCUCCCAAACUUCAACUCGUGGUACAGAGCUUCGUGCUGCUAUUUCAGCUCUCAAGAGACUCGGUGAUGGUCCUCGUGCUCAUAGUUUACUCCUCAACGCUCAUCAUCAGAGGUACCAAUACAAUAUGCAAAGUUUUCGUCCCUCAAGCACAACAUAUGGUGGAGCAUAUACUGCGGCACUCUCACAAUUGGUAUUCUCUGCCAUUUCCCAAGCAGCCAGUGAUUCGUUAGCUAUUUUUGGGAAUGAGCCAGCUUAUACAUCGGAGCUUGUAGUGUGGGCCAGCAAGCAAACAGAGGACUUUGCUCUCCUUGUCAAGAGGCAUGCACUCUCAUCAUCUGCAGCUGCUGGGGGCCUUAGGGCCGCUGCAGAAUGUGUUCAAAUAGCUUUUGGACAUUGCACAUUGUUGGAAGCUCGGGGGCUUGCACUUUGCCCGGUGCUGUUGAAAUUAUUUAGGCCAAAUCCUGAGAAAGGGUAGCUCAUCCACAAUAGCAGCAACUCCCUCAUCCUUACUUCCUCUUAAACGUACGAACCGUCCUGGAAUCCAACAUACUCCCUGUUCUUGAUCAGAUCUUUGAGAUCUGUGACAGUGGGCUGCAACUGUUGUACUGUU
Molecule: messenger RNA, 1550 nt
Organism: Cuscuta campestris
Lineage: Eukaryota; Viridiplantae; Streptophyta; Magnoliopsida; Solanales; Convolvulaceae
Source: the annotation of a GenBank genome assembly